AUGGACAUAAGGAAGUUCUUUAACAAGCCAAACAAGCGGCUGAAAAUUGAUGAUGGAUCUGACAUACCGAACAGUACCGAAAACAGUAGUAUAGUAUGCAGUCAAAAUGAUUUAGCUGUAGCAGGGCCAUCUAGCUUGGAGUCAGCUGUAUCCGCCUCUCAAAGAGAAACUAACGUUGUAACGGCCACCGCAUCGGAUAAUUUUGCGAUUGUUGAAGACAGUUUAAAUUUGGAUGUUGGGAACUACCUUGAUACUAAUAAAAUUUGUAGCUUGAACGAUCGCUUGAAAUUUACUUUGUUAACAAACCCAUGGAAGCCAGACUUCCUUGGUUUCACCCCAUUAAAAAGUUUAGAUGCUGAACAUAUAGCAAAUGCUAUUACUUUAACAUUAACAAAUUGGGGCUUGAACUUGGAAAAUGCAGUUGGCCAAGGAUAUGAUGGUUGUAGUACAAUGGCUGGGGAAAUAACUGGAGUACAUAAAAGAAUAACUGAGAAAUACCCAAAAGCUCUAUAUUUUCAUUGCGCCAGUCAUCGGCUAAAUUUAGUAGUCAAUGAUUUAAAUGACAUACCACAAAUCAGGAAUACAACUGGCACAGUUAAAGAAGUUAUAACAUUUUUUCGGCAGAAUGGCCAAAGAAGGGCAAUAGUGGGAACUCUUCAAAAACUAUGUGAAACCAGAUGGACCGAAAAAUAUAAAGCAAUUCGAAAGUUUAGUGAGCAGUUUGUUAGCAUCGCUGAAGCACUUCAGACUCUAUCGACUGAAGGUAACCGUGACACAAGGCAGAAAGCUUUCCACCUUCAUUGCGCAGAUACAAAUACAGCAUUUGUGAUAUGUCUACAUGUGAUUGCCAAAUACUCUGCCAAGUUAGAAAUCGUUACGCAAAUGUUACAAGGUGUCAGUGUAGAUAUUUUGAAGAUAUCAAAACACAUUCAGAAGGUUACUGAGCUAUUCAGUUCAGACCGACAAAAUGGAGAAAAAGAGUUUGAUAACAUUAUGGCAAAUGUUGAAACAACAGCAAACAAGCUUGGAAUCGAGCUCACAUGUCCUCACAACUUUAAGGAGCAAUCAAUUCUGUGGUUCGACCUUUGGAAAAACACGGAGAUAGAUGCCAAAGCCUUGGAAAAACUGAACUUAAUAGAGGUUCUUGAGCAUGAGCAUGCCUGCUUUUUGCCGUCAGUAGCAAAAGCCAUCCAAAUAGCUCUUUGUCUGCCACCAACAACUUGCACCAUCGAGCGAUCAUUCAGCACUCUCAAACGUGUGAAGACCUGGAUAAGGAAUACGAUGUCGAACAAUCGUCUAAGUGGGAUAUGCCUGUUAUCUGUACACAGAAGAAAAAUAAAAGAAAAUAAAGAAAACUUCAUGCAGAAAGUAAUUGAUUUAUUUGCGAUGGACACCAGAAGAAUUCAAUUAUUAUUUAAGUAA
Messenger RNA from Diabrotica virgifera virgifera (western corn rootworm), 1422 nucleotides. RefSeq names its product 52 kDa repressor of the inhibitor of the protein kinase-like. The transcript is spliced from 4 exons. Gene Ontology annotation, molecular function: protein dimerization activity. The coding region runs from base 1 to 1422 and encodes 473 amino acids. The record is from RefSeq and is a predicted model, not a curated record. NCBI's taxonomy places the organism in Eukaryota, Metazoa, Arthropoda, Insecta, Coleoptera, Chrysomelidae.